GAAGUAGCAACCCGGAAAGCUCACCUGCCACGCUGAGCCCUGCGCUUCCAGCUUUGCAAUUAGAUCUGGGUUUGCUGCUCACACACGUCUGUCUCUGUCGAUGCAGCGAAAGCAGCACCGUCGGGCUCAUUUGGUCGUGCCGAGAUAAGCUUUAGACAAACUGAGGCAAACUGGACACUUUCCCCCCCCUCUUGACCAAUUUCCCAGGGGGUGAAACUGCUGCGCGCAACAGUACACAGGAUUCCUGCUGAAAAGUGAAAGGGGAAGUGUUUCCGCAACCCCCCUCCCUCCCUUCCUAAAGAAACAUGACUUUUCUGAUGAUGACAAGGGACAAUGAUCCCAAAUACUUCCUGCAGGUGGACAACGGACCGGGAAAUAUUUUCGUGACUCAGCUAGGAGAACACAGGCAAGAAGAGGGUGAAGAUGUGCCUCAGAUUCCUGUCAUGCGAGAGAGCACCAGUGACAUUUUGCAGCAUCGCAGAAAAGCACUGCAAACAUUCCGGCUUCGGAAGAAAGAAAUUGAGAAUGAGCAGGCCUCUGCAGAACUGACUGCAAAGAAGCAAGAGUUCAAAGAGAGGAUGGAAGCGUUGGUCCAACGAAGAGAAGCGCUUGAACAAAAAGAUCAGGAUAGGAAGAACCGCAUUCUUGAAUUUGACGAAUAUAUUAAAGAGUGUCAUCAGAAGAAGGAGCGUGUCAUUCAGCUGUACCACCAGGAACACGCGCUGAAAGCCCUCAAGAAGCGUGAGGUAUUCAAACUGAAAAAAGAGCUUAAGAAACUCCAAGUUAGAAAAAAGGAACUACAGAAGAAGAUGGCAAAAUACAAAAGCUUCGAAGAUUUCCUGAAGAAAGUUACAGCCACAUUCACACCAGGCUUUCUUGGAUAUCCGGAAGACUCCAUGGUUGAAGCCCUCGUCAAAAGGCACAAGACACUGUUUGAGGAAAACCAGAGCUUGAUGAAGAAUUUGUCCAUCCAGCAGUGUCACAUUGAGGAAACGCAAAAAGAAUUGGGGAUCUUGCGAGAGGAAUACAAUACCACAACAUUUGUGCUGCUCGGCAAAAUUUCUGAACUUCAGUCAAAGAAAAGUGCACUACAAGAAAAAAAGAAACACUUGUGUCACCACAUUAACAAUGAGGAAUGUCUCAUCGAUCAAAAGAGGCAAGAUCUAAGCAGGAUGAUGUUAGCAAUCAACAACAUGGCAGAGUUAUGCUACAUGCCUCAUUAUGGCCCUUUGGAUGACAUGACAUUGCGGUCCAAGCUAGACAUGAUCCAGGAGUCCAUUUUGAGGAAAAAACAGAUCGUAGAGGAAACAAAAGCCCUGCAGUCUGAAGAACUUACAAGGUCAUCCUCUAAUCUUUUCAGGGAAAAGUCAUCUUCUACUCUUUCUAGGGAACUUAAAAAGCAAAUAAGCUUUGUCAGUAAGGACAAGCUGGAAGACAAAGGAGGAAAAGCAUAAGGAGACAAAUCUCUUUUAAAAUCCCAUAUACAGAAUGGGGGACACGGCUGGGACUAGUGGAAUAUUUAUAGUAGGUUCUGCACACAAAUCAACACAGAUGGAUGUCAAUGCAUUACCAUAAAUGCUUUGAUUUGUGGGUGAAAGGGUCUUUCAUUCUCAUUUUUUUGCAAGUUUGGGUUGAGUGAUCUUAAUUCUUUCUGCCUGCUAAUUCUAUGUAGUUUGGUGUUUACGGACUUGCUGGAGGAGCGGAAGCCAAUCUCUGAAAGAACCAAUGCACAAUUUGGAGGUGCUCCUACAGCCAUCCAUUCUCCUAAACAGGCAGCAAUGGCUUUGAUUAGCUGGCAAAUUGACCAUGGCUAGUUCUAGGGAAGACUAAUCUUGCCCAUAGUGUUUUUUACUCUUGAUCAGGGCUACAUAGCAGCUCCACACACCCAUGCCAGUUAAGCACACUUUUUUAUUUUUUAAGUAGAUAAUGUAACCAGUACUUAGCCCUUAAUCCCAGCACAUAUCUUAAAGGAACAGAAACAGGAGUACAAUCUGCAAGCUUCUGUGUUCAGAGCAUUCAAACAGUGAUCCACAUGUUUGUUGGAUAAAUAUGUACUUUAGAUUCUGCAUUGAUACACUUUGGAUGAGGGGUCAGCAACCUAAGGCCCAUGGGCCAGAAGCGGCCUGCAGAGGAUGUUUGACCGGCCCAUGAGCCACCCCCGAAAUGAGCUGCCCACUUGCGUGCUGUGCUAAAGCAACGCAGCACCAGAAAUCGCAUCUGCACAGACACAGACAAUUGCAGGUGCUCACACUUAUGCACAGUCUGGCCCAUGGAGGGAUCUCCAUGGGACCGAUCUGGCCCAGGCAAGAUAAACCUUGCUGGCCCCUGCUUUGGAUGAAAUGCAGUUAAAGGCACAGCCUGCUAAAUGAUGCAAUGGUUGCAUGGGUAGGCAAACCAUGGCCUGGGAGCUGGAGCCGGCCCAGUCGCCUUCUAAAUCUGGC
Molecule: messenger RNA, 2441 nt
Organism: Podarcis muralis (Common wall lizard)
Lineage: Eukaryota; Metazoa; Chordata; Lepidosauria; Squamata; Lacertidae
Gene: CCDC197
Product: coiled-coil domain containing 197
Source: RefSeq, a predicted model, not a curated record